UGCUUAUAAAUCUAAUCUGGUUCGCGGAAGAGGAGUGCGGUUAACAGCCGGAUACGCGUUUCAUCUGUACUCGCUAAGCUGAGUUGCGAACGACAGUCGUUCAUCGCAGAUCCUUCAGUUAACUCGUUCUUUAAACGAUCACUGUAGUAAUCAAAAAGGAUUUAUCUUCGAAACCUACAAUGCCACAUUUGGCCACCCUUAUUUUCGCUCUCUUCAUCCUACAAUCUGCAACAGCUGUCCAGAGUAGGACACAUCGUUCGCCGGAAAUAGACGGAUUACCAUAUCCUCAUAAUCUACCAGAAAGUCUAAGAAUCGUCCCUCAUGAAAUGUCACCAAUAAUUGAGUACAAAGUAGCAGGUCCUAAUAAUAACUUGGGAAUGGCUUCUUAUCAGUCAUCGCAGCCAAAUAUCGAGGACAGAGAGCCAUCCACUGAUCAUCUGGCAAAUCGUGUGCCAGAUAGUUGGAGGGUCAUCCCACGUCAAAUGGAACCACCAAGGAUUGAAAUGCAAUUGAUAAAAGAACAUGUACCAAAAACCGGCGCAAACUGGGUCAGCCUUGAAUAUACAUUUUCGGAUAAUUAUGGAAAUUCCGAACCGAUAUCGGAGCUUCGAAAUAAUGCUAACGGAAACGAUGGACAUAAAGUAUCUCAAAGUGAAAACAGUCGUAAAAAAACCAGUAGCUUGGGACUUGGUUCUAGAACAAUCGUCAACGUCCCUUUUAGACCGUGUCCACCCGGUCAGAGAAGGAACUACAAGGGAGUCUGUACAAAAGUUUAUUAGGCCAAUAUCCAAAAACAAAUUUACUUUUUUUUAUGAAAUAAAUUAAUUCACAAAAUA
Molecule: messenger RNA, 836 nt
Organism: Osmia lignaria (orchard mason bee)
Lineage: Eukaryota; Metazoa; Arthropoda; Insecta; Hymenoptera; Megachilidae
Source: RefSeq, a predicted model, not a curated record